Ogataea polymorpha is the source of this 3966-nucleotide messenger RNA. RefSeq lists its product as uncharacterized. NCBI's taxonomy places the organism in Eukaryota, Fungi, Ascomycota, Pichiomycetes, Pichiales, Pichiaceae. The transcript has 2 exons. Gene Ontology annotation, molecular function: copper ion binding; quinone binding; primary methylamine oxidase activity. Bases 1 to 3945 code for a protein of 1314 amino acids. The record is from RefSeq and is a predicted model, not a curated record. Gene Ontology annotation, biological process: amine metabolic process.
AUGGUUGCUCAUCCUUUUGAUCCCAUCAGCGACGCCGAAAUCCGGCUCACUUCCAAAGCGAUCAAGGACUCCCUCAAUCCGUCGCAAAAGCCUCAUUUUUGCCAGAUUGACAGACUCGACCCGCCAAAGAAGGAUAUGAUCAGAUACCUGGAGGCCGAAAAAACUGGCAAGCCACUUCCUCAGAUCUCAAGAAUCACCUACGCAUACUUUUAUCUGGGAACCGACUUUUACAAGUCUCUUGUCAAUUGCACCUAUGGACACCUAAUAACCACCCAAAAGCAACCAGAAGGAGUUGUUGGUCCUCUGGUUUGGGAGGAUGUUGCGGAAAUAGAGGAACUGUUGACUGUGCACCCGCUGGUUCAAGCGGAAGUCAAGAAGCUCAGAUUGCCACCAUCCAUCAAGGUGGUCUGUGAUCCUUGGAUCUAUGGAACAGACGACCCUAAAGAGAAAAGACUGUUGAUCCAAUGCUACAUGUAUUUGGCCAAUGCUUCUCACCCUGAGUCCAACCACUAUUCCCUGCCUCUCAAGUUCUCCCCUGUUUUUGAGUGCUUGACCAAGAAGUUUGUGAGAAUGGACUAUUUGCCUUCCGGAGUUGACGAGAAGUUUGUCCCUGAGACUGAACCUUGGACCAAAUUUCCGUUUGUCGAAUACCAUCCCGAUCUCAACGGCGAGACUCCAAGACCGCUCAAACCAUUGAUUGUUCAGCAGCCCGAGGGCCCAUCGUUCAAGAUGGAGGGCUCGAAGAUUUCCUGGCAAGGAUGGGAAUUUUACGUGGUGCCCACCGCUAGAGAGGGAUUUGCAAUCUAUAACAUCCACUUCAAGGGAAGAUCCGUUAUCUACAGAUUGUCUCUAUCGGAGAUGACUGUGCCUUACGGCGAUCCCAGGCCGCCAUACCACCGAAAACAGGCAUUUGACUUGGGGGAUUCCGGCUUUGGAACCACUGGCAAUACUCUCAAACUGGGCUGCGACUGUCUGGGUGUUAUCAAAUAUCUAGACUGCUCCAUCACGGACUCGAAAGGACAACCAAAAUUAGUCCCAAGCACCGUUUGCUUGCAUGAGCAGGAUGGCGGUCUGCUUUACAAACACAUGAACUAUCGGACUGGCGGUGCUGUCACCACCAGAAGAAGAGAGUUUGUCGCUCAGACCAUCGCUACAGUUGCAAAUUACGAGUACAUUCUUAACAUCAUUUUUGAUCAAGCUGGUGAGAUCAGAAUCCACGUUAGAGCAACAGGUAUUUUAUCUACUAUGCCGAUUGACGAAGGACUCACCGUGCCUUGGGGUACCAACGUUGGACCUUUGGUGAUGGCUGCUUACCACCAGCACUUGCUUUCGUUCAGAAUUGAUCCUGCUGUAGAUGGCUACCAAAAUACCGUCGUCUAUGACGAUGUUGAAAGAAUGCCAGCCGGAACCAGCUUCAAUCGUUUCGGUGUUGGCUUUGUGACGAAGAGGUCAUACGUUGAGAAGCCAGGUUAUGUCGAACAGUCUCCGUUCACCAACAGAUCGUACAAGAUUAUCAACGAGAAUAAGCUCAACCCAAUCUCAAAGAGGCCGGUUGCAUACAAAAUUAUGAUGCCAGCCAGACAAAUGCUGCUCGCUGACGAAGACUCAUACAACAACAAGAGAGCACAUUUUGCUACCCAGCAAGUCUGGGUUACCAAGUAUAGGGACAACGAGCUGUUUGCCGCUGGGGAGUUCACCAACCAAUCACAGGGAGACACCGGUCUCAAGAAUUGGGCCUACAGAAAUGAGAACGUCAGAAAUGAUAAUCCUGUGGUCUGGGCAACUCUCGGGUUCACCCAUAUCCCAAGAGUGGAAGAUUUCCCUGUCAUGCCCGUGGAGACACACGAGAUCGCUAUCGUGCCAAAUGACUUCUUCGAUAAAAACCCUGCCUUGGACGUUCCGCAGUCCACUCAAAGCUUCAACAAAUCUGAGUACUAUCCGGGAGCAUCAUCGGAAGAGGUUAUUCGCAAAAUGGUUCACCCUUUCGACCCUAUUUCGGACGCAGAGCUCCAGCUCACUUCCCAGCUUAUCAAAGAUGCCACUAAGGGCCCAGAAAGGCCACAUUUUAUCCAGAUCGACCGACUGGAUCCCCCAAAAAAGGAUAUGAUCAGAUAUCUUGAAGCUGAGAGAACUGGCAAGCCUCUUCCUCACAUCUCGAGAAUGACUUAUGUUUACUACUAUAUUGGCCUUGACUUCUACAAAGCCCUCGUGAACGUGAGCUAUGGACACAUUAUCACCAACCAGAAACAGCCAAAGGGGGUCAUUGGUCCACUGAUUGCCGAGGAUAUUCAGGAAAUCGAGGAGCUCGCAACUACACACCCAAUCGUCAAAGCAGAGAUUGAAAAGCUCAAACUUCCUCCACACGUCAGAGUCGUCUGCGACCCUUGGAUGAACGGAACUGACAGCAAGGAGGACAGAAUGUUGAUCCAGUGCUACAUGUAUCUGGCCAGCGCUGCUCAUCCAGAAUCUAACCACUACUCGUUGCCGCUCAAGUUUUCUCCUGUUUUUGAAUGCCUUACCAAAAAAUUUGUGAGAAUGGACUACUUGCCAGGAGGUGCCGACGAAACCGUUACCGAGACGCAGGCUUGGGAUGAAUUCCCAUUCGUGGAGUACCAUCCAGAUCUCAACGGCGAGACCAUUGUACCACUGAAGCCUCUGAUUGUUCAGCAGCCUGAGGGACCAAGUUUCAACGUUGACGGUCACAAGAUCUCAUGGCAAGGAUGGGAGUUCUUUGUGAUACCUACUGUAAGAGAAGGAUUUGCCAUUUACGACAUCCACUUCAAAGGCAGAUCUGUCGUCUAUAGAUUGUCGCUGUCUGAAAUGACGGUGCCAUAUGGCGACCCAAGAGCUCCGUUCCACAGAAAACAAGCAUUCGACUUGGGAGACUGCGGUUUCGGUGCUACUGGUAAUAGUCUGGCUCUGGGAUGUGACUGCCUGGGAGUCAUCAAGUACAUGGAUUGCAGAAGAGUUAACACUAAUGGUGAUUCGGUUUUGAUUCCAAACACUGUGUGCUUGCACGAGCAGGAUGGAGGUCUACUGUACAAACACACCAACUAUAGAACCAACGUUCCUGUGAUUGCCAGAAGAAGAGAAUUUGUUGUUCAAACCAUCGCUACCGUUGCAAACUACGAAUACAUGCUAAACAUCAUUUUCGACCAGGCUGGAGAGAUUAGGAUCCACGUUAGAGCUACCGGCAUUCUCUCCACCAUGCCUUUGGACAAGGACGUCACUGUUCCUUGGGGCACGAACGUCGGCCCAAGGGUUAUGGCCGCUUACCACCAGCAUAUGCUUUCGUUCAGGAUUGAUCCUGCUGUUGACGGUUACGAAAACACCGUGGUUUUUGACGACGUUAUCCGUAUGGAGAAAAACACUAAGCUGAACCCAUACAACGUUGGAUUUGUGACCGAAAGAACUGUUGUUGAGAAGCCAGGCUAUGUCGAACAGUCUCCGUUUACCAACAGAUCGUACAAGAUCAUUAACGAGAAUAAGAUCAACCCAAUCUCCAAAAAGCCUGUGGCGUACAAAAUUAUGAUGCCAGCCAGACAAAUGCUGCUCGCCGACGAAGACUCAUACAACAAUAAGAGAGCUCAAUUUGCUACUCAACAAGUCUGGGUUACCAAAUAUAGAGAUAAUGAACUCUACGCUGCCGGAGAAUUCACCAAUCAAUCCCAAACAGACACUGGAUUGGGUGUUUGGGCAAGACGUGACGAAAAUGUCAGAAACGACAAUCCAGUGGUCUGGGCGACUCUCGGCUUUACUCACAUCCCAAGAGUUGAGGACUUCCCAGUGAUGCCUGUUGAGGCCCAUGAAAUAGCCCUUGUUCCGUUUGGAUUUUUUGACAAGAACCCUGCUCUUUCGGUGCCUCAAUCCACCCAGAGCUUCAACAAGUCCCAGUACUUCCCAGAGUCUGGCAUUGAAUCCUCUUGCUGCAAAUCUAAUUUAUAAUAUAUCACAUAAAUACAGUAC